CGCCCUUGACUGACGCGCCUGGCUUCCUCCGCGCGCGACCAAGGCGGGCCUCGCUUCCGCCAACGCCUUCCUUCUCUGUCGAGACGAGCGCCGCCAUCAUGUCCCGCUACACGCGGCCCCCCAACACCUCGCUCUUCGUCAGGAACGUGGCCGACGCCACCAGGCCUGAGGAUUUGCGCCAUGAAUUUGGUCGGUAUGGCCCCGUAGUAGACGUGUACGUUCCGCUUGACUUCUACACAAGACGCCCAAGAGGAUUUGCUUAUAUACAGUUUGAAGAUGUUCGUGAUGCAGAAGACGCUCUUUAUAACCUGAAUAGAAAGUGGGUAUGUGGCCGGCAAAUUGAAAUACAAUUUGCACAAGGUGAUCGUAAAACACCAGGUCAGAUGAAAUCCAAAGAGCAUCACCAUGGUUCACCAAUGGACUACCGAAGGUCAAGAAGCCGCAGCCGAAGAAGGACCCGAAGCAGAAGUUCCUCAUGGGACUGGGGCAGGAGACACUCGGACAGUUUUAGAGAGCAUUCUGGCUCACCAAGAAGAUCAAUCACACCCCAAAGAAAUUCGAGUCCCAGGAGAAGGUCGCGAUCAAAGUCCAACCACAGGAGUUCAAAGUAUGCUGAAAAAUCACCAUCCAGGUCCCAUCGAAGGCGUUCCGGUUCAAGAACAAAGUCACGAUCGCAUCCAAAGCAUUCAGGAUCUCCAACUAGAUCUCUGUCAAAAUCUCCUCGGAAACAUACUAAUUCCAGUUCUCGUUCAUACUCUCGGAAUUUUUAUCAGAGAAAUAGUAAUCAGUCAGCAUCUGAAGAAGAUUAAUGUCUCUGUUUCUUUUAUGACAGUGUUUGUGAGCACAAAUUAAAGAAAACAGAAAUUUUCAGUUUUUUUAAAUGAAAGGUAAUUAAUGUUGGCCUUGCUUCAAUGUGUAAAACUCUUUAAAAUUUGUAAUACUUUUACAGAAGCAUUGAUUUAGUAUAAUCAUCCUCUCCUUACUCUAAGAGCCUACUAGUACUUUAGUCCUAAGCCGCAUCAUCAUACUUUGGCAGCAUUCUGUGCAGUGAUAGUUUUUUUCUGCUGCACUGGAAUGGUUUAUUUUAAAAUCAUACUGUCACCACUGUCUUGAAGCUGCCAAAACAUAAUGACAUUAUAACUGUGCACUGGCUAGAAGCCAUAUAUAGAUCUUUUUCUAUUGGUGGGAAGAGUAAUACAGCCUGUUUAUUUCUCACACAGGUUUUUAAUUGUUGUAGUGUAAUUAUAGUACAAACAAAGCUUUUUUAGAAUCUGCUAGAGCUAGAACUGGGCCUUUCACUAUGAGUUUUAAUACUGGCGGUAAUUGAAAAAGGUUGCUGUGUUCCCUUAUUAUUUUUCUGGGUGUCCUUUCCUUUCUGUAAUAAGUAGGAUGUGGGUUGCGUGUAUAGAUUCCUAAAUUUGGGCACAGGACCAGAGUUAGGAUGGGGUGUAUUUCAACUCAGUCUAAGCCUGGAGCAGAAUGAAAUGCAAAUGAAAUGGGCACAAUACCUUCUAAUGCUUAAUGUGGAUUUAAUGCUUUCAAAUAUUCCUUUUGUAACUAAAGAGAAACCUGCUUCCCUCAAAACAGAAAACAGUCUCAGUAGGCAAAUAAGCUAGAAUCAUGUUUCUUCCUGUGCUCAGAUACUGUUUCUAGUGAGUCUUUAAGACAAAGCUGAAGUCUGAAUCAACAUUAAUGCCUGUAAGCAAAUCUAAUAUGCAUUGGACUUUUUUUGAAAGAGUUAAUUGGUUAUAAAAAGUCAUUUUGUCUUAAUGUGACACAAGUUUUUAAACCCAUGUUUUUCAUAUAUGUUGGAAUGUUUUUGUGAAAACUCUUUAAAUGCUUAAUGUUGUACGUAAAACUUACAUUUUAUUACAUUUUCUCUUUUCAAGAAUAUUGUGAAAGCAGUGUAAAAUACAUUUUCUUCAUGCAUUUUUAAAAUUCUGUAUCCCUUGAACUAGUUUAACGAGCCUGAAAGCAUUAUUCGGUUAUUUUAACUUGUGUAACAGAGGAAAUUCUGAAAAUGUUUUUUUAGUAUAUUACAUUUGCAUUGUGUACAUUUGUGUUUAAAUGUAUGGUAGCUGCGAUGUUUGCUACCUUGUAGAAGUCCUGCAUAAUCUUUCUGUGAAAUAUGUAUUAGUAGUGCAUACUCAACAAUGUAGUAUUUUUAUUAAGCAAGAGAAUAUUUCAUAAACUGCAACAGAAUAUGU
This is a messenger RNA of Anolis sagrei ordinatus, 2207 nucleotides long. RefSeq names its product serine and arginine rich splicing factor 12 (gene SRSF12). Gene Ontology annotation, biological process: mRNA splicing, via spliceosome. Gene Ontology annotation, cellular component: nuclear speck; cytoplasm. Lineage: Eukaryota; Metazoa; Chordata; Lepidosauria; Squamata; Anolidae. Gene Ontology annotation, molecular function: RNA binding. The record is from RefSeq and is a predicted model, not a curated record.